Molecule: messenger RNA, 585 nt
Organism: Solanum dulcamara
Lineage: Eukaryota; Viridiplantae; Streptophyta; Magnoliopsida; Solanales; Solanaceae
Exons: 3
Source: RefSeq, a predicted model, not a curated record
AUGUCGGUAGCUGAGCAGAAGAGUUUCGAGAGGUUCGUUCGAUUGGCACCUCCAAGGUUUGAUGUGAAGGGAUUCGCCGGUUAUCUCCAGGAGGCUACAGCCUCUCUUGUACUGUCUGGGAGUCGUCAGAAGAGUUAUGCUGAUAGGAGGGUUCGUCCCUUAGAGUUCAUGGUGGGUGAUUGCGUGUGGCUUAAAAUAUCGCCCAUGAAGGGUGUGAUGAGGUUCGGAAAGAAGGGCAAGCUUAGCCCAAGGUUUGUUGGCCCGUUUGAAAUCCUGAGGAGAGUAGGUGGAGUGGCGUAUAAGUUGGCCUUACCCCCUAAAUUGUCAGCUGUCCAUCCGGUGUUUCAUGUUUCCAUGCUUCGCAAGUACAUACCGGAUGAGUCUCAUGUGAUUUCUUAUGAUGCGGUAGAGUUGAGUUCGGAUUUGACUUAUGAGGAGGAGCCGACAGUUAUUCUAGAUAGGCGGCUUCGUAGACUCAGGACCAAGGAGGUCGCUUCGGUCAAGGUGCAGUGGCAGCAUCGGCCUGCUGAGGAGGCGACUUGGGAGUUAGAGUCUGAUAUGCAGGCUCGAUACCCUCAGCUUUUU